AAUCGAUAUUCAUUUGUUUAUGAAUAUUUGUCAUUUGCAUGUAGACAUUGGAUUGUUUGUCGUAUUAUUGCGCUUUAAAUAUGGAAAUUUGAAUUUAUGGUAUAAUUUGAAAUCAUGGAAUUAUCUCCUGGGGGACAGUCAGUAGAUAAAAAACCAAUUUUAACACCGGACGGGUUAAUACAAACGCCGAACGCCGCUGGGAAUAGCGCUACACCUGAACAAGUUUCUGGUCCAUCUUCUCCUACAACAGGCAAUAGUACGAAUUUGACAGCGAUUUUACCUGUCAUAUACGAGAUUAUACGCUGUGUCGAAAAGGAUCCUCUUGACAACGCAACUAAACAAAAAGAAUCCCAAGAGUGCAGUCAAAAGAUACUGGAAUUGCAAAAGAGGUUUGAAAUUGCAAGAAAUGAAGUAAAACAGUUACCAGGUAUAGAAUACAAUAAAGAAGAGCAACUGCAAAGGUUAGAACUUCUUCGCAACCAGCUGAAAUUAAAGCAGCAACUCAUUCGAAAGUAUAAGGACACUCAACUAUAGAUAAAUCCCCAUUCAAAUAUAUAGAACU
Messenger RNA from Ceratitis capitata (Mediterranean fruit fly), 562 nucleotides. It is a transcript of the gene MED9, whose product is annotated as mediator of RNA polymerase II transcription subunit 9. Gene Ontology annotation, molecular function: transcription coregulator activity. Gene Ontology annotation, cellular component: mediator complex. The record is from RefSeq and is a predicted model, not a curated record. Lineage: Eukaryota; Metazoa; Arthropoda; Insecta; Diptera; Tephritidae. Bases 115 to 534 code for a protein of 139 amino acids. Gene Ontology annotation, biological process: regulation of transcription by RNA polymerase II. The transcript is spliced from 3 exons.